AUGUGUGUCACGAAAAAGAAACAGAAGGAUGUUCGUUCGACACGUAUCAUUGGCCAACCGCCGAAUCCGCCCGGUGGUGGUCCUCCGAUGAUGGCCUCCUCGUUCACACCGGCCGCCACGGCCACGCCGGCCACGCGGUCCGCGACCGCUCAGUCCGCGGACAAGCGACACAGCAAAUCGAAGAAAAUGUCGAAAGAGAAAAAAAGCGAAGCCGAGAGGAAAUCGGAGGAUCACAACGAGAACAACAUGUCCGAACUGAAGAAGCUCGCCGAACGAGCGAUUAGCAUGGGAAAGGGACCGCCGGUGGUGCCACCGGUCAAGCGCGACGCGAAACGCAUCCCGGACGGUUUCAAAUCGCCCAAAGAUAAGCAAUACAUUACACUAGAGGAGGCGGUUCCGAUGUUCGAAAAAGCGCGUCUCAAAGGAUUCAACGAUGAUGAGAAGACGUUGAAGGUAGAAGCCACGCAACCGUCGGCGGGUGAUGAGCAAAAGAAUCAGAAUCAAAAUCAGAAGCAGAAGAAGGCGAGUGAAGAGAAGUCGAGUGCCGUGGCGAGCAAGGAGUGA
Molecule: messenger RNA, 564 nt
Organism: Caenorhabditis briggsae
Lineage: Eukaryota; Metazoa; Nematoda; Chromadorea; Rhabditida; Rhabditidae
Exons: 3
Coding region: 1-564 (187 amino acids)
Source: RefSeq, a predicted model, not a curated record